AUGGUCGCCGUCGGCGCCGAGGGCCGCGCGAAGCUCGACUCGUGCAUCGCCCGGCUCGUGGGCGUCAAGGACGACAAGCCGGGCACGGAGGUGAACCUCGCCGAGGACGAGCUCAUGUGGAUCGCGCGGACGGCGCGCGCGGUCUUCCUCGAGCAGCCCAUGCUCCUCGAGCUCAACGCGCCGAUCAACAUCUGCGGCGACACGCACGGCCAGUACCACGACCUGCUGCGCCUCUUCGAGAUGGGCGGCUUCCCGCCGGCGUCGAACUACGUCUUCCUCGGCGACUACGUCGACCGC
Molecule: messenger RNA, 297 nt
Organism: Aureococcus anophagefferens
Lineage: Eukaryota; Pelagophyceae; Pelagomonadales; Pelagomonadaceae
Exons: 1
Cellular component (GO): nucleus; cytoplasm
Molecular function (GO): protein serine/threonine phosphatase activity
Source: RefSeq, a predicted model, not a curated record